UGUCCCUCCGUCUCCGUGUCUCUGAGCGGAGCGGCCGAGUGCGGGGCCAGUCGCUGCCUGGACCUGAGAGAGGCUGGCGGAGGGGAGGGAGGGGGAGAGGUGGCCGGAGAGGAAUAGUGCCGGGCACUGGGGGGGUUUCACAACCCCCGCCGCCCGACCAUGUCCCGCCGCAAACAAGGCAGCAAACCGCAGCACCGCAGCGAACUGAGCCGUGAGGACGAGAAGACGGACGAGGGACAAGGUCCGCAGUCGGCCAUGCUGCCCAGACCGGCCGUCGCGAGCCAGGACCUGCUGACGUGCGGUCAGUGUGGACGCAGCUUCCUGCUCCGCCACAUCCUCGACUUCAUCGAGCACAAGAAGAGCGACUGCGACCGGCCGGCCCGGCUGCGGGGAGCCCCUGGGGGGCCACACUCCCCCCUCGCCACCCGCCAGCUGGCGCACGGGACUCUGCUCGCGGGACACGAGGACGCGCGGGCGGUGGGCGUAUCGGACGUCUCAGGAGAGGGCGCCCCCACCGGAGAUGAGAUGGAGCCCGCCUGUUACAUCUGCAACUCCUGCAAGGAACCUUUCCCCAGCGCCUGGCUCCUGCUACAACACUCUCAGUACAGCCACGGCCUCCACAUCUUCCUCGAGCUGGACCACGCCGAGUCCCCCCCACCGCCGUCCAACGCCGAGAACCCCCCCAGCUCCACGUCGCCUCUGCCUCAGGAGGGCAGCCCCUUCGAGGACCCCCGGGCUUCUGAGACCGCCUUCCGGGUCCGCUCGCCAGCGGGGGCCCUCCUCUUCGCCCCUCCCCUCCACUGCCCGCCGGACCAGAGCGACAGCGGCUCGGAGGAGACGGGCCCCUCGCCGGCCUCGGGACGGGCACUGCCGGACUUCUCCCGCCGGCUCCGGACCCUGGCCGGGGGUCCCGGGCCUUCCCGCCGGAACCACCACCACCAGCAUCGGCUCCCGGCGUUCCCUCCUGGCCACCAGGUCCCCGGGAGUGCCGGUUCCUCGCGGCAGCGCUCGCCUCAUGGCCGGAGCAAGGACUGCGAGUUCUGCGGCAAGACCUUCAAGUUCCCCAGCAACCUAGUGGUGCACCGGCGGAGCCACACCGGCGAGAAGCCCUACCGCUGCCCCUUCUGCGAGCACGCCUGCAGCCAGUCCAGCAAGCUCAAGCGGCACAUGAAGACCCACGCCGGCCUCUUCAACGGUUGGCCGCCUGCCGCGGGCACCCUCUCCGGCAGGGCUUCCAAAGACCAGGCGACUCACCGGCGGAGGUACGUGGAUGAACGAGGUGGGCAGCAGGACCCCGGCGUCACCUCACCGCUUGGCGGCCAGGAGGAGUUCGGCUUGAAGAUUAAGAUGCUGAAGGUGGAGCCGAACUCGGGUGAGGAUCCGCGGCCGGGGGAGCCGACCGAGCGAUCGGACAGCGAGGGCAAUGGGCCCACGUCGGACUCCGAGCUGGCCAACGGCGAGGCCGAGCGUCCCGGCGCCUCGCCCCCGCCCCCGGGCCUGGCCAACGGCUUUGGGUUCCACGCCAAGAGGCUGCUGGGCCCCCCGCCGGGACCCGGCCUGCUGCGGGCCCCCCUCAAGGCUGUGAAGGCCGAGCCAGGCCUACCCCUGGAGGAGGCUGGCUCCAACUUCUACUCCCGCUGGCUGGCCGACUGCGCUGCCUCCCGGCAACCGUCCGCCCCCCCGCCCCUCCCUCCCCCCCCGCCGGCUGCUUCCUCCUCCUCCUCGCCGUCCCCCGCUCCCCGGGCCUCGCCAGCCUCCGAGAACUCCGGGGAGAACAACGCCGGCUCGUGCCCAUCCACCCCUCCCCAGGACGCGUCGGCAGACAGUGGCACGGCCAGCGGGCACAGCACGCCCAAGCGGGCGGCCGGGAACGGCGGCAGGGAGGGGGAAGGCCGCUGGGAGGGACGUCGGCGCAAUGCCUGCGAGUUCUGCGGCAAGGUUUUCCGUAACGCCAGCAACCUGACAGUGCACCGGCGCAGCCACACUGGCGAGAGGCCCUACCGCUGCGAGCUCUGCCCCUACGCCUGCACCCAGAGCAGCAAGCUGACCCGCCACAUGAAGACUCACAUUCAGCCCGGCAAGGAGGUCUUCCGCUGCCACACUUGCAACGUCCCGUUCAGCAUCUACAGCACCCUGGAGAAACACAUCAAGAAACGCCACAGCGAGCAGCUGCAGGAGCCCCAGCUCUUCAACUAGAGGAGGAGGCGCAGCCGCACCAGCAGGGAGCAGGCCCCGCUGCACCGCCGGAGGGUCUCGGGGAGGGGAGAGGAGGGGCCGCCGAGCAAGCCGGUCAAGCCUCUCCUCGGGUCCACACUUCUUCCCCUCUUGCCUCAAUCCCCCCUCCCUCUCCCCCUUUUCCCCUUCCCCCUCCCUCUUCCCUCAUCCCUCCUCCCUUUCCCCCUCCCUGUUUCCCCCUCCCUCCCCCUCUUCCCCCCACUCUUCCCCCUUCCUCAUCUCUCAUCCCCCUCCCUCAUCCCCCCUCCCUCAUCCCUCCCUCUUUCAUCCCCCAUCCCCCCUCCCUCUUCCUCCCUCCCCCAUCCUUCCCGCCCACCACCCCCCCUUCCCCCUCCGCCAUUGUCCUGUGACGUGGGAGUCUCUCCCCCCAUGGAGGUCCUGGCGGAUUUGUGCCUUUCCCCGGAUUCCGACCAACCCCGGGAGUAUCCACAGGCCGCGGCCUUGAGGCAACCACGGCCCCCGAGAGGGAGAGAAUUCCGAAGGGUCUUGGGCCUCGAGUUGAAGAAAUUCCCCCUUCAACACAGACCAAAACGGGACAUCCCAUUCCUGAGACGGUGCCCCACCCGGUUCUUGCUCCCCAUCCACUGUCCACACCUCCCAGAACCUCGUGAGUCUUAUUCUUCCAAACUCCAGAGUGUGUGUGUCAGAAGGCCAUUCCUCCUCCCUCUCUCUGAGCUCAGUCCCCCAAAUCCGCUUCUCACUGAGUCAUGCAGCAUGGAAACAGGCCCUUCGGCCCAACUCAUCCAUGCCAGCCAAGGUCCCAUUUUCCCGGAUUUGGCCCAUAUCCCUCUAAACCUAUCUCUUAGGAUUUAUACCUCUCUGAUCUUGUCUUCAAUCCCACCCUGUGGCAGAGAUCUCCACCCCACUGGAAAAAGGAGUUUCCCCUUUAUUCCCAUUUGGUUUGACUCCAGUCAGUCCUGGAGGAGGCAUCUGCCGAAACUGAGGCCUGACAACAUUCCAGUUGAGUUUGGCUGCCUGUCAAAUCCAAUGUAAUUCCAAUCCCAAGGAACUUCCUUCUCCCUUUGCCAAGGUCGGUGACUUGCGCAGGGGUAUCGACCUUUGGUGCCCGAGGGGAGAGAUGUUCGACCAGACUCGUAGGCCAGGAUUUUGGAAACAGACAGGGUCUUCCGCUUGGUGGUGAGGUGGGAGAAGAGUGGGGCAGUUUGGAGAAAGAAAUGGACAACCCGAAAAAAUGGCCCAGGGGAGUGGAGUUGUCCACGUCACCCGGCCUUUGGCGCUUCUGCCAUGCGGUCAGGGGGAAGGGUCUUUGCCAGGAGUCGGCCGAGAAAUCCUAAACAGCGUCAGCUGCCGUGUGUUUCCUGGUAACGCAAGGCAGCAAGGCAAGGGGGUGAGAGGCAAAGGAACCCAAAGUGCCUUAAACAGGAAUCUCCUCUGGUGUGAACGGGGGGGAGCUCUGUCUGCUGUACCAAGAGCUGGGUUUUGGGAGCAUUAGGAAAUGUCCCAGGACUUGGCGAUGGAGGGAUUGGACUCCAUUUUUCCCACCUCCCCUUCCAACGUCAGGUUGUGAAGUGGCUGACCUGUAUGACGUUACCCUAAACACCUGGAGUUCCUCUCACUUGUUCUCUUGACUCAUCCCUCCCACCAUCCUGGUCUCCCCAGCCUAUUGGAUGACCCAGACUCAGUUAUUAUUUCUGAUUAACAACGAUUAAUUUUCAAUCCCGAGAGGCCCCAGGGUAAUCCAGGCAGGUGGGUAACCCAGCCAUCGGGGUAAGAGCUACUCGGCAUGACACACAUCCCCUGGGGUUUGGGACUUUUCCGUGCUUUCCAAUGACACAACAAAGAGCUUCGAUUACAGGCCUUAAGCUUUGGAAUUCUCUCCCUGACCCUCUGCCUCCCUGACCGAGACACUCCUCAAACCAAAUUUGCAGUCCUAAAGUUUCCAAACGUUUGUUUGAUAACACUCCAAAUCAAGCAGCUCAGGACAGUGGAGGCUGAGGGCGCUAUCUCAAUGGAAGGUGUUGUCGGCAGGCCGAUGGAGGCGGAAGUUGUACUGCUAAUUCUGCUUAGAGUGGCACCUGUUACUUUGAACUGUUGGACUGAACUGCCAGUCUUGCGCCUCAGUCUUCUGUGUAAUCUCUCCUUAUCUCUGACAGACAGAUUCCUGAAUCGCAGAGUGACGUAUUCUUAGGAAUAUAACCAGGCCGUUCAGGGAGCAAUACUCAGGAAGCACCUCCUUCAGACAAGGGCAGUGGAUGUCUGGGGCUCCCUCAACCUCCUAUACGCCUGCCCCCCACUCCCCCCUCCCCCAGAAGCUUUGGGUCAGAAUCGAGUUAGACCCUUAUCGGGCUUGUAAACGGAAGCGUUCAGAUAAAGGACCUGCUUUUAUGUAGCGCCUUCCAUGACCUCAGGACAUCCCGAAGCUGUUGGCGGUUGCUGUCGGAUGUUCAAGCGCUGAUUGGGCAUCUGGGGCUGGAGGGGAUGGAUUCACCGCUUCCUUGGAUUGUACAGGAGGAAAGUGAUUUUGGUAUUAAAUACUCGACACGGAGGAGCAGCCUUCCCGGUUCUCCACACGUGUGUGAAGCCUCGAUUGUUCCAGCUUCAAUAUCCAACCCCACGUGCACGAGGCCUGAGGGGGUGGUCGCUUGGCCUCGGGUGUGAGGGAGGUGACCAACGGGCCUCGGUUCUGCAUGGGGGUGCGGUAGGGAGAAAGCAAACCUCAGGCCUGUGGGGAGACACUAGGCCUCAGGUCUGGGGUAAGGGGAACAAGCAGACCUCAGGUCUGGGGUAGGGGGGAACGAGCCAGGCCAAGAGACUUUGUGGGGAGAAACCAGGCCUUAGGCCUGUUGGGGUGGGAGGGUGUGAACAAGCGGGUCUGUGGGAGGACCAGAGGCCUCGGAUCUGGGGAUGGGGGAAGAAACAGGCCCUGGGACAAGGGACAAGCAAGCCUUGAGCCUGUAGGGAGACACUAGGCCUCAGUCUGUGGAGGAACAAUAAGCCCUGGGCCCGUCAGGAAGAACAGAAGGCCUGGUGUCUCAUGGCCAGCUCACUGGUUGAGCAGCAGCCACCCACCUCCCCCCUGACACCCCCCCCCACCACCCCUUGAGACCCAGUCCCUGUGUGAGCAAGAUGGGAUGUAGGGGCUUCAUCGCUUUGGGAACGUGGCGACUUGGAGCUGUUGGAGCCACAAGACCGCGAAGGGAGGGAGGACGAUGAGGCUAGGGUUCUGUGCCCUGGGGUGGGGGCUGGUGAUAUCCAUUGCCCUCUGCAUAUUAUUUUUUAAGGAUAUUUGUGUGUUUUGUACAUGGCAGCAAAGUGAUUCCUUCCUUCGUGUAGCGUCCGGGGCCUUCAGCCAGGGAUGGGGUGGGGUUUUGUAUGACCUUUGCCCUUCUUUUCUAUCUCCAGUAUCUCUGUGAUAACCAGGGUGGGUUUAAUUCUGUGUCAGACACAGUUUGUAAUGUAAAGGAAGGGGUAGGGACAGGGUGGGAGAUGGAGAAUGCGUUGAAUGUGGUAUUGUCUAAUAUUGUGAAUUAAUUAAAAAAAACUGGCAUGUUCAGGGCAUCUAAAAUUGCAGUUAAACUGUACAAUAUCUUGCCAGGUAGCACUGAACUGUUUUACUGUUUUGCUAUGUGGGGUAUUCGUUUUGGGUAUCAGGGUUUAUCAUGAGUUAAUGUUUGGUAGGGGAUUCUUUCUGGGUGAGGAGGUUGGGGGCCAAGGGGCUGGGUCGGGCAAAUAGCAGUGUUGUCACCGGAUGUACUGGAAGGGGUGUGUUACAGAGGAAAGACACACGCACGCACGCACACACACACACACACACACACACACACACACACACACAAUCUGAAACUCAGGCUAUGUCUCCAAUGACUUUGUAACCAUCACCUCUUGUCACAAGAUCAGAUGUUGGAAGCCACUUCUCCUGGCCCUUCCCCCUUGCCCUUUGAAGACUGCACAAUCCAGGCCAACACUCCCUGCUUCCAACACUGAGGGAGCUCCGCACUGUCAGAAGGAGCCGUCUAUGGGAUGGGACGUUAAACCAGAUCCCCGUCUGCCCUCACCGGUGGACGUAAAAGAACCCUCAGCGUUAUUUCGAAGGAGGGCGUUGGGGGUCAAUCAAAGUGACCAAAAAAAGAAAAACGGGCAUUGGCUUCAAUGCAGUGGGAUCUUGCUGUGUACACAUCGGCUGCAUCGCAGAAGCACUUCAUUGGAUGUAAAGUGCUUUGGGGCGUUAUGAGGUGGUGACAGGUGCUAGGGAAAUGUUGGUGAAGUAUUGUCCGACUCAAGGGGUAAAUGGUUGACACCCUACUAAAAAAUCCCAUGACAACACUGAAAUGAGUGGGGGAGAGGGUUCGAUUACAGGGAAGGUAUUUUGUAAAAAUACUCUAAGCCCAAGUUUUCACAAAAAAAAGUAAUGUUUUUAAUGGAUUUUAUAAUGUUGAAUUUCCUGUAUCUGAAUUAAAAAUGGAUGCUUUGGA
This is a messenger RNA of Pristis pectinata (smalltooth sawfish), 6668 nucleotides long. It is a transcript of the gene znf296, whose product is annotated as zinc finger protein 296. Gene Ontology annotation, molecular function: RNA polymerase II cis-regulatory region sequence-specific DNA binding; DNA-binding transcription factor activity. Gene Ontology annotation, cellular component: nucleus. NCBI's taxonomy places the organism in Eukaryota, Metazoa, Chordata, Chondrichthyes, Rhinopristiformes, Pristidae. The transcript is spliced from 4 exons. The record is from RefSeq and is a predicted model, not a curated record. Bases 160 to 2196 code for a protein of 678 amino acids. Gene Ontology annotation, biological process: positive regulation of transcription by RNA polymerase II.